Molecule: messenger RNA, 834 nt
Organism: Canariomyces notabilis
Lineage: Eukaryota; Fungi; Ascomycota; Sordariomycetes; Sordariales; Chaetomiaceae
Exons: 3
Coding region: 1-834 (277 amino acids)
Source: RefSeq, a predicted model, not a curated record
AUGCUACGACAUAUUAUACACUUCUGGAGAUCGAUAACGAAUCCAGCGGCAGGCACCGGAUGGGGGAACUCAGCAGAAUCUGAACUCGAGAAAGGCAAACGCAAGAACGGAACUGUUGAGACGAAACAGCCCGCUGUCAAACCCUUCAAGUUGCAGGAUCAGCUUCGGUCCAUUGGCGGAGAUGAUGUCGGACGAUUGGCCGUCCUGAGCUUCCGAACCUUGCAACUCUACCGGAUCGCGGCGCUUCAGAAGAAGCUCGUUGAGAUCCAAAUGGGCCUAGUGAAGGACGGGAAGGAGCCGCCACCUGAUACUGACACGAUAAUCCAGAACUAUGCGGAUGCAAUCCGAAAUUACGAGACCUUAACCCAGGAAGACAUCGCGUCUGGCAAGAUACAAAGUUACGACUUCCUUGGAGGAGAAGGGACAGAAGAUGACUUCCGGGUGGUGAAGCGGGAAAACUUGGGAUCUGGACGGAUGGGGAUCUGGCACCCUGCUAGUCUGACGGUGGAAGCUCGUCACAAGCAGUUGAACGAGAUCGGCCGUCUCGGAUUUCGCGAGCUGGAUAGAAAGAGACGGCUAGAGAGAGAUCGCAUGUCGAGGUAUGCUUUGCGGCUCCGCAUGGCCGUGUUUGGGGGUCUGGCUGUCAUUUCACCCAUGUUGAUUAUGGCUCUCGUGCCGGGGCUGGUGGUUAGCUUGGUCACGACGUCGGUAGCAACCGCAAUAUUCGGCGCCGUUAUGGUCAUCAUAGGCACGGAUUCCAGUGGGAAAGACGUUCUGGCGUCAACAGCCGCGUAUGCUGCUUUUCUAGUUGUGUUUAUCGGCACACACACUUAG